AUGGCAAGUAAGACGGAUGCUUCCAAGAAGGUCCAGCAGGCCGUCUCGUGGCCUCGAUCCUAUGUGCUGCGCUCUCAGAGGCUAUUCCAUCAGAGCCUGACAAACCAUGGCCUACCAUAUCUGCGUCGCCAGAAACCCGACUUCUGGACUGACCGUCAGCCCACCAAGAUCUUUGAGUAUCCGCAGCAUCCAGGCCUGGGCAUCCGGCUAUUCAAGCCAGAGUCUCGCAGCGACGAGCCGCCACCGCCAAAUGGAUGGCCCAUUGUAUUCAUGAUCCAUGGCGGCGGCUGGACCAUUGGCAAUGCCGAGAUGGACGAUGAGCAGGCGCACAUACUGUCAACUAAGCAUGAAUUCUGCGUCAUGGGGCUCGAGUAUGGCCUCUCGCCCGGUCGUCCGUUCCCGAGUCCCAUCCAAGACUUGGCCGGCCUGAUCGAAUGCGCCAUCGGGGACACCAAGCUCGUCAGCGAGCUCAACCUGGACACCUCAAAGGUCUCCCUCGUCGGCUUCUCCUGUGGCGGAAGCCUGGCUCUUUCCCUGGCACAGCUUCCUGCACUGCAGAGGCACAUCCAUGCCAUCGUUGCGUUCUACCCCCUCGUCGACUUCGUGGGAUUGUUUCGCGAGGACGGGCCCGUCCGGAAGACGCCUUGGGGGAAGGUCGAUCCCCUACCAUCUGUGCUGCCCAUGUACGCGUGGUCCUACGUUCCUGUUGGGCAGGACCUUGAGAAUCCGCUGCUGAGCCCAUGGUACGCUGCGCGCGAAGCCAUUCCACAGCCCCUGUUCAUGAUCACGGCCGACGAUUGCCUGCGCGAAGAGGGCUGCAUGUUUGCCCGCAAGGCAGCUGGGCUGGAUCUCAACGUCAACCCCCAUGAGGUUUCCACGGAGUCAUGGGAGGUGGAGAGCGUGCGGUACGAAUUUGUUCCGGGGAUGCCUCACUGCUUCAUACACUUUUGGGAGGAGAUCAAGGGGAGCGAUGAGUGGGAGAAGAAGAGGCUUGACAUCAACGAGCGCAUCUGGUCAGAUGUCGCUGCGUGGCUCAAGGCUAAACUAGGGGUCUAG
Molecule: messenger RNA, 1056 nt
Organism: Clonostachys rhizophaga
Lineage: Eukaryota; Fungi; Ascomycota; Sordariomycetes; Hypocreales; Bionectriaceae
Source: the annotation of a GenBank genome assembly